This is a messenger RNA of Caenorhabditis remanei, 468 nucleotides long. RefSeq lists its product as uncharacterized. Lineage: Eukaryota; Metazoa; Nematoda; Chromadorea; Rhabditida; Rhabditidae. The transcript is spliced from 3 exons. The record is from RefSeq and is a predicted model, not a curated record. Gene Ontology annotation, biological process: translation. Bases 1 to 468 code for a protein of 155 amino acids. Gene Ontology annotation, molecular function: structural constituent of ribosome. Gene Ontology annotation, cellular component: cytosolic small ribosomal subunit; ribosome.
AUGUCUGAACAGACAGAGAGGGCCUUUCUGAAGCAGCCAACGGUCAACCUUAACAACAAGGCCCGUAUUCUCUCCGGAUCAAAGAAGACUCCACGUUACAUUCGUGAGGUCGGACUUGGAUUCAAGGCUCCACGUGAGGCCGUCGAGGGAACUUACAUCGACAAGAAAUGCCCAUGGGCCGGAAAUGUUCCAAUCCGUGGAAUGAUCCUCACCGGAGUUGUGCUCAAGAACAAGAUGACCAGAACCAUUGUUGUUCGUCGUGACUACCUUCACUACAUCAAGAAGUACCGUCGUUACGAGAAGAGACAUAAGAACGUGCCAGCUCAUUGCUCCCCAGCCUUCAGAGAUAUCCACCCAGGAGAUCUUGUAACCAUCGGAGAGUGCCGUCCACUUUCGAAGACCGUCAGAUUCAACGUAUUGAAGGUCAACAAGUCCGGAACCUCCAAGAAGGGCUUCAGCAAAUUCUGA